CGUCUCUGAAGACUGUCCCCGGAGCCACUUGGGAAACAUGAGUGGCAACGACUUAAGCGGGAACGACGAGUUUGACGAACAGUUGCGAAUGCAGGAAUUGUACGGAGACCCUAAGGACGCUGACACCCAGAAUGAGCCCACCGGAGAAACCGACUCUUUGGGACAACCACCGGAUGACACUCCCUACGAGUGGGACCUUGAUAAGAAGGCUUGGUUUCCCAAGAUCACUGAAGAUUUCAUUGCUACCUAUCAGGCUAAUUACGGCUUUUCUAGUGAUGGUGCAUCUAGUUCUACUGUGAAUGUCCAGGACCCCAACACAAAGACUGUAGAAGAACCUCCACAAAGAGAAAUCCCGGAAACCACUGACCCCAAAAAGAAAGGAGAAAAAAGAAAGGCUGAGUCAGGAUGGUUCCAUGUCGAAGAAGAUAGAAAUACAAAUGUAUAUGUGUCAGGUCUGCCUCCAGACAUCACAGUGGAUGAAUUCAUACAGCUUAUGUCCAAAUUUGGCAUUAUUAUGAGAGAUCCUCAGACAGAAGAAUUUAAGGUCAAACUUUAUAAAGAUAAUCAGGGAAAUCUUAAAGGAGAUGGGCUUUGCUGUUAUCUGAAGAAAGAAUCUGUGGAACUUGCUUUAAAACUUUUGGAUGAAGAUGAAAUUAGAGGCUACAAAUUGCAUGUCGAGGUGGCAAAGUUCCAGCUGAAGGGCGAGUAUGAUGCCUCAAAAAAGAAGAAGAAGUGCAAAGAUUAUAAGAAGAAACUGUCUCUGCAACAAAAGCAGUUGGAUUGGAGACCUGAGAGGAGAGCUGGACCAUCCCGGAUGCGACAUGAGCGAGUUGUCAUCAUCAAAAAUAUGUUUCACCCCAUGGAUUUUGAGGAUGAUCCAUUAGUGCUCAAUGAGAUCAGAGAAGACCUUCGAGUAGAAUGUUCAAAGUUUGGACAGAUUAAGAAGCUCCUCCUGUUUGAUAGACACCCAGAUGGUGUGGCCUCUGUGUCCUUCAGGGAACCAGAGGAGGCUGAUUAUUGUAUUCAGACUCUUGAUGGAAGGUGGUUUGGUGGCCGUCAAAUCACUGCUGAACCCUGGGAUGGGACUACAGAUUAUCAGGUAGAGGAGACCUCAAGAGAGAGAGAGGAAAGGCUGAGAGGCUGGGAGUCCUUCCUCAAUGCCCCUGAGCCCAACAGAGGCCUCCAGCGAAUGGAUUCCAUCUGUGAUUCAGAAAAGGCAGGGCCUUCCAGAGUAAGGCAUUUUUCAGAGCACCUGAGCAUGUCUACCACAGGUGCUCAGGAAGCUACAACUGGAAUGGCUCUUGAAGAACCUAUUGAUGAAAAGAAGUUUGAAAAGGCAGAAGAUGGGGGAGAAUUUGAAGGAGAUGCUCCUGAAAAAGAUGCUAAAGAAGGUGGGUCUGAGGAAGAUUACCCUGAAAGAGAAGGUGAAGAGGGCUUCUCCAAGAUAGAGGGCGAAGAGGGCUGCUCCAAGAUAGAGGGUGAAGAGGGCUGCUCCAAGAUAGAAGGUGAAGAGGGCCGCCCCAAGAUAGAGGGUGAAGAGGGCCGCCCCAAGAAAGAGUGUGAAGAAGGCCACCCUGAGAGCAAUCUUGAAGAGGGUUAUCCUAAAAAGGGGUCUCAAGAGAAUGGCCCUGAAAGAGAAUCUAAGAAGAAAGGCCAAGAUAAUUAUGAAAAGAAUGGCCUGGCAAAAGAGUCUGAAGACAAUGAAUGCAACAGAGAGUCGGAAGAGGAAGAGAUUCUCAAGAAAGAACCAGAAGAUGAUGAUGAUUCAGAAAGGGAAUCCGAGGAAGACUGCCCAGAAAAGCAAUCUGAAGAUGGCUCUGACAAGGAACUAGAAGAAAAUGGUGUUAAAAAAGAUUUUGACCUGGAUACCUCUGACAAGGAGUUCCCUGAAAAUGUUGAGAAAGAGUCAGAAGAAAAUGACAGUGACAAAUCAGAAGUUGAUGAAGGCUUUGAAAGAGUGUUAGAUGAGGAAGGCUCAGAGAGAGAAUUUGAAGAAGACUUGGAUGAAAAGGAGGAGGAAGAGGAAGACGACAGAGAAGAAGAAGAAGUUCUAUAUGAAAAGGUUUUUGAUGAUGAGUCUGAUGAGAAUGAAGACGAAGAAGCAGAUGAAAAGGAGUGUGAAGAUGCUGAUGACAAAGAGGAAGAAGAUGACACAGAUGAAAAGCUCUUUGACGACUCAGAUGAAAAGGAAGAUGAAGAAGAUAGAGAUGUAAAGCAAGAUGAAGAUACCAAUGACAAGCUAUUUGAAGAUAAUUCCAAUGAGAAGUUUUUCGAUGAGGAAGAAGGUGCCAAUGAGAAAUUGUUUGAUGAUUCUGAUGAGAGAGGGACUGUGGGGAAUGUGAAAGAAGAUGGGUCUCAGUCCACAGACAGCAGCUUUGCCCUUAGUAGUGAUGAUGAUGAUGAAAUAUAAUCCUUUCCACUUGCUUUUUAGGGAGAGCCCUGUGUCUAUUUACCUGUGCUUCAGGGUCAGUAGUAGUGUUACAUCAACAUGUGCAUAUAGUGGUAGGAUGCCAACAGACUAAUGUCUUGAAGGGUUUUGUUCUCACCUAUACCAAUGAAUUUAAAUAUGUUUAUUGUUUCUUCAGUUAAAACUUCAUAGUUUCAACGCAAGUAAACUGGAUACCUGUUGUUUUGUUGGAUUUGUUAAAUGCAUGCAAAAGAAUAUUUUUAAAGUAUUCUAAUUGGAGUUUGUGAUAUUCAGAAAUAAAGAUAAAUUGAUAAUAUGCAGAAACUGAAA
Phodopus roborovskii (desert hamster) is the source of this 2737-nucleotide messenger RNA. It is a transcript of the gene Htatsf1, whose product is annotated as HIV-1 Tat specific factor 1. NCBI's taxonomy places the organism in Eukaryota, Metazoa, Chordata, Mammalia, Rodentia, Cricetidae. Bases 38 to 2410 code for a protein of 790 amino acids. Gene Ontology annotation, cellular component: U2 snRNP; U2-type spliceosomal complex. Gene Ontology annotation, biological process: mRNA splicing, via spliceosome. The record is from RefSeq and is a predicted model, not a curated record. Gene Ontology annotation, molecular function: RNA binding. The transcript is spliced from 9 exons.